Cynoglossus semilaevis (tongue sole) is the source of this 2444-nucleotide messenger RNA. It is a transcript of the gene fermt1, whose product is annotated as FERM domain containing kindlin 1. The record is from RefSeq and is a predicted model, not a curated record. Gene Ontology annotation, cellular component: focal adhesion. Lineage: Eukaryota; Metazoa; Chordata; Actinopteri; Pleuronectiformes; Cynoglossidae. The coding region runs from base 133 to 2139 and encodes 668 amino acids. The transcript has 16 exons. Gene Ontology annotation, molecular function: integrin binding. Gene Ontology annotation, biological process: cell-matrix adhesion; integrin-mediated signaling pathway.
UUCCUGGUCGGUACCUGUGUGGAAGAGGCGUGUCUUUACUGCAGCAGAGUGGAGAAGUUUCAUUCCUGAUCAUUUCACUCCUGCACAUUAUCUGGGAAAAGCCAUCAAGCAGAAAACUUCUAAACAAAGACCAUGGCCAUGAUAACAGCUGCAGAGUAUGGAGAAACAUCGUGGGAGCUGACUGUGCAAGUGGAUCAGAAAGAUGGCGACGAAUCCAUGAAGUUCAAGCUGAGGGUGAAGGGAGACCUACACAUUGGAGGCCUGAUGCUUAAACUAGUGGAGAAAAUCAAGGCUCCUCAGGAUUGGUCAGACCAUGCUCUGUGGUGGGAACAGAGGAAGUUCUGGCUGCUGAAGACACACUGGACCUUAGACAAGUAUGGAAUUCAGGCUGACGCUUUUCUGCGCUACACACCGCAACACAAACCUCUGCUGCUGCAGCUUCCCAAUAUGAAAACCGUCAAAAUAACUGUCAGCUUCUCCAAUGUGGUCUUCAAGGCAGUGGCCGAGAUCUGCAGAAUGCUGAACAUCAGGAGGUCAGAGGAACUGUCUCUGCUGAAGCCUCCGGAUCAUUCAUCCAAAAAGAAAAAAAAGAAAGACAAGAACCAACCAGCGGAGGACAUCUGGGACAUUGACAUUCUUGGUGGGGGCGCCGGAAAUGCAGGUCUCAUGUACAAUAGUAAGACAAUGACAGCAACCUAUGACCCAGAAAACGGGAUGCCAAUGUCAGCCACCAGUGUGUGGUUUGGAGAAAACCCUCUCGCUGACUCUCAGCCAAACCUGCCGCCUGCUGAGUUGGCCAAGCUGUACCAACCGCUCUCACUGGUGGACAAGUCCAUCAACAACGCAGGGUGGUUGGACUCGUCCAGAUCCCUCAUGGAGCAGGACAUUCAAGAUGAUGACAAGCUUUUGCUUCGGUUCAAGUACAAUGUCUUUUUUGACCUCAAUCCCAAAUAUGACGCCAUAAGGAUAACACAGCUGUACGAACAGGCACGCUGGUCUAUCCUGCUGGAGGAGAUUGACUGCACCGAUGAGGAGAUGCUAAUGUUCGCUUCACUACAGUAUCACAUUUGUAAACUGACUGUUUCCAACGAACCUCUGGACCACUCCAAAGAACCAGAAAUAGAUGAAGUGGAGGCCGCCCUGUCCAACCUGGAGGUGACGCUCGAGUGCGGACAUACAGACAGAAUUCUGGAAGACAUUACAGACAUUCCAGAGCUGUCAGAUUCCCUGCGGCUAUUCAGGCCCAGAAGACUGACAUUACGGCCUUACAAGGAGUACUGGUUUGUAUUUAAAGACACUACGAUUUCUUACUACAAGAACAAAGAGGCCGCCAGUGGAGAACCUAUAGAGCAGUUCCACCUAAGAGGUUGUGAGGUUGUUCCCGACGUCAACGUCACAGACAAGAGGUUUGGCAUCAAGCUCCUGCUCCCAGUUGCUGAUGGGAUGAACGAAGUGAACAUCCGAUGUGACAAUGAAACACAGUAUGCCAAGUGGAAAGCGGCCUGCAUCCUUGCCUCUAAGGGCAAGACGAUGGCCUACAGCUCCUACAAGUCAGAAGUGAAGAAUAUUCAAUCGUUUUUGCAAAUGAAGAGCUUGGCACCCCCUCCUGGACAAAGUGCUCCCGACGUUGACUCAAUGGAGAUGAACGCUGAGUGUUUUGUCUCACCACGCUACGCCAAAAAGCAGAAGACCAAACAGUUGGCAACUCGUAUCCUGGAGGCACAUCAGAACAUUGCAAAUCUGUCUCUUAUGGAUGCAAAAAUGCGCUUUAUUCAAGCCUGGCAGUCACUUCCAGAGUUUGGUAUCAACUAUUACAUAGUGAGAUUCAAGGGCGGUAAAAAAGAUGAGAUUCUGGGAAUCUCAUACAACCGCCUGAUUCGAAUUGACAUGUCCACUGGCCUCCCUGUCACCACGUGGAGGUUCGCCAACAUGAAGCAGUGGAAUGUCAACUGGGAGAUAAGACAGGUAACCAUAGAGUUUGACCAGAAUGUGACCAUAGCUUUCUGCUGCUUGAGCUGUGACUGCAAAGUGGUUCAUGAGUUUAUUGGUGGUUACAUUUUCCUGUCCACACGAGCCAAAGACCAGAAUGAAACACUGGACGAAGAGCUGUUCCAUAAACUCACAGGAGGCCAGGAAUAAGAUACAGUAUAAGGCUGUUCUACUUCAAGUGCAUCUGUUGUUUACACGCAUACAAUGCAAAUGUUUCACACACAACGGUUAAAAAAAAAUGUCAAAAGCUUUCCUUGUCAAAGAAAAGAAACAUAACCAUUGACAGAACAACAGAAAUGAACAUUAACGGCACUAGAAGAAAAUGGUAUUAAUGUAAAUAUAUAGUCAAGACGUGUCUUUGCCUUCAAACUGACACUGUAACAAUUAAGGUUUUUUUAAGAUCAUGUAAGAUUUUUCACAAGGUUUGUAUAAAAACAUUAAAAGGUGAUUUUGAA